ACAGUUUAAGAGACAGUCGUAAUUCAUGUCUGUAAUGUGAAUUACUCUCCUCCCACUAAAGAUGCGGGAAUACUCGGGUGUCUCAAGAACAAGUAGAUAGAUGGCGUCUGAGAGCAAAAGUGGGAAGAGUCAUUCUCCAAGCGUUUCAGCUGGCAUAACUCAGCAAAAUUGGAGCAGAUAGUAAAUUCAUGAGUACGGAAUCAGAACCACCGCAAGCGGAAAACAAGAUGUGGAUCACAUUAAAAACUUUGCAACAACAGACGUUCAAAAUCGAGAUGGACCCGGAGUUGACGGUGCGAGCAUUGAAGGAGAAGAUAGAAGCUGAAAAAGGUCAAGAUGCGUUUCCAGCUUCAGGACAGAAGCUCAUCUAUGCAGGUAAAAUUCUUAAUGAUGAUACUCCUAUCAGGGACUACAAAAUUGAUGAGAAAAACUUUGUCGUCGUUAUGGUAACAAAGCCAAAGUCUGUGCAGCCAGCAACAGCUGCUGUGGUACCACCAUCUCAAAGUACUACCCUGGCCAAUAUGGGUCCGAACAGUACUGCUGCCCCAGCUUCAGCAGGCCCUGAUGCUUCUGCAGUCUCCACGCCUCCUGUAGCACUUGGACCACCUGCACUUUCAUUAACACCUACAGUUUCUGAAGAUCCUGCACCUCCUUCCACAGCUGUGCCAUUACCAGAUUCUUCAUCAACUGUAACUUCUGCAGCACCAGUAGUUUCAGACAGUUUGACGUCCACACCUUCUGAAACCUCGGCUCCCUGUGUUGCUCCUACAGCACCUGUCCAGCCAGCAGUCAGUGCAACACUGGAAUCGGCACCUGUUGAGGUAUCGCUACCCACAGCAGUAAAAGAGGAGUCAAGUGAGGCAGAAGUAAGGAGAGAGGAGACUAUCUCUGCACAGGAGGACCCAGAAAGAACGUUAGCUGACAGUGAAAACUUCUUGGAAGCAGCUUCAUCUAUUUUAGUUACAGGACAGGCAUAUGAAAAUCUAGUUGCAGAGAUUGUCUCUAUGGGCUAUGAAAGAGAGCGAGUGAUAGCAGCACUGAGGGCGAGCUACAAUAAUCCCGAUCGGGCAGUAGAAUAUCUCCUUACAGUAAUACCACCUGAUCCUGAUGUUCAGCCAAGGGCAGAGGAACGUCGCCCACCAGCUAGUGCAGUACCACCCCCGGCGCCACCAAGCAUAGUACCACCAACAGCACCACCACCUAGUGGAACAAGACCCCAACAGUCAGAGCCUGAAGCCAGAGCUAACCCUCUGGAAUUCCUGAGGCAUCAGCCACAGUUUCAGCAGAUGAGACAAAUAAUUCAACAGAAUCCUGCACUUCUUCCAGCACUGUUACAGCAGCUGGGAAGGGAUAACCCGCAGCUUCUACAGUUAAAAGCAUUGGGCUUCCCUGAAGGAUUGGUCAUUCAGGCAUAUUUCGCUUGUGAAAAAAAUGAAAACCUAGCAGCAAAUUUUCUCCUUCAGCAGACUUUUGAUGAUGAAUGAUGACGUUGCCAAGCUUGCAUCUUAUUUCAUUGACUGCCGUUGUUUUCCUGCGCUGAUUAGAAUUUUAAGGCACCCCUGGGCCUUCGGUGCACUUUACCUUCAUUCUGAGGAAGGAAAUGAAUGGCACCUGCCUGUGUUAUGACUUAGCUAUGCAAAAAGUCUGGGUUUAUUGGAACACCAUAUUUGUUUGCGAACACUGUUAUUUCCUCUGUUGUGGCGAAUACAUUUGUAUGUACAGAUGCUACUGACUGACUUGCUCAUAAUGGUGAUAAUGUAAAAUCGCCUUCUCUUUUAUGGUAGAAUGAAAAAGCAUUGAUAAUUCCCUUGUUUACUUGUGCAGUCAUCCGAGAACAAAUACUGGGGGUGUUGACAUUUGUCCUGAAUUUUUUUCAAAAAUGUGUAUUUUAAUUUAUUUUUAUUUCUCUAAUGAUUUCAUCCCAAGGAAUAUUUUUAAGUUUUACAUCAGUUGUUAAAUAUAAGUUUAGAUCUCAUUUGGGAGUUGGGAUUUUUACUUUGCUUUCUUAACUGGACACAUUUCACACUCUAGUUCUUUUCUCCUUGGCUACCACAUACCUAUUGCUGUGUUCAGAGGGGUUGCUUUGCAGUAGUCAUACCAAAGCUCCUGUUACGUCUGCAAAUUUUUUCCAUCUUGUUGAAGCUUGUUCUGACCAUGUCCCAGUCAGCAUUUGAAUCUUUUUGACCCAGGGUUGGGAUUUUAUGGUUUGUGUGGGUGCUGUAUUGUCAAAUAGUCUGACUGUGCAGUGUUCUGUCACAGCAUUACCAGAAAAUUACCACUUAUGUUUGGUAAUUUCAGUGUACAGUGUAAACAGCAAAUGGUGGUCUGGUAUAGUUCAUAUUGGAAUUUACAAAAGCACAGUUUUUUGCUGUCAGGGUAUAAAGCUUAAAUAACUUGGGUGAUCCUGGUUUUGAAUGCAUGUUAUCAGCUGAAACUCUUAAAAGAUUGACAUAAGAAUGCAGACAAGACAUUGUUUUCCCCUUUGCCCAUCCUUCUAGCUAGGAUUGUUAUAUGGACAUGUACAAAGAUAUAUAAAUAAACAAAAAGUAUUAGAAAUGUUGUGCUGUCUUUCUGCUGGUUAAACAGGAGCGAAGGAGCUCAGAGACAUUCAUUUUUUUUUCUUCAUGUGUAGUGGUAGUGGUUGGACAUAUGUUGUUGCCUCCUUUGAAAGACUAUGGGGUCAACAGAAUGCAUAAGACGAAUGCAAAUGUUCUGGUUGUGGAUAAUGUGCGUGGAGGUAGCUAGUUUACGAUGUUUAGCAGCUUACGCAGCACACAGGAAAAUGGACAGAGUGCUUGAGCAGAUUGGCUAUAUAUUUAUUAAUGUUUUCCUGCCGCUGUCUUAGAGAUGCUGGUCAGGAAGUCCUAACCUCCACAUAAUUACAUGUUGGCCUGAAGUUUAAUCUCCGUGUUUGUUCCAGCACCACUAGCUGUCGUCCAGACUAUCCUGGCAGAGCUCUGGUUUACCCCUCCUUCAGGGUGGAGCCAUCUCCCUCUGGGGACCUUUCUGGGCAGCAAUAGUAAUGUGCCAUCUAUAUCUCAGAAAGCAUUCCAGGGUUCAAAGCUUUGUUGAGUGGUUGCCACAUAUGAGGUACCAGGCAUCCCUGUGUAUUCUCAUUUCGGUGUGGACAGGCUGCGACUGCUUUUAGUCAUACCCUGGAGUGAACAUAGUCAUAUCGCUGCUUCUGAGGAUUCCCUGCACACUGACCCACAUUCCUUCCCCAGGUUAUGGCUAGAUGGCAGCUGACUGAGUUCCUAAUAUAAAACGUUCCAUAACUACAUUUUGUCAAAUUGCUUUGGUGCUUGUGGUGGUGAAAAAUGCAGACUUGAUUAGUCUUAUCUUGAGGACCUGUGGAGUCACUGGAUGUGGGGUUACACCUGAAGGUGAGGUGCUUGGCAUUAUUACUUUGGCUUACUCUGUCAUUGCACAGUAUCUAAACCUAUAAGAUGCUGGCCACUGUAAUGAUGUACUUGUGCCUUCAGUUGCAACACCUGCCUCUGACACACAUUGGUGACUUGAGUUUCUUUCAUCUGGAUGAAUCCAUUCCCAAUUGGUGAAAAGGAUGAUAACUAUGGAAAUGUGCAGUAGCCAUCAAGUCCUUCUGAGGCUUUUUCCAGCCUGCCUUGCAGAUGCUUUUACUUGGCAGUUUCACAGAGUAGCUGAAGUUGACGGGACAAGAUAGGGAAGGUCAUAACCAACAUAGAUCUUUUUAUGGUGGGUUGGUGUGGGAUGGGAGGAGAAUUUACAGGUAGCCUUCAGAAAGUGCACUAAAAUGUUGUGUAUGUGGAAUUGUCUGUAAGAGAGAGAAAAUGUCUCUUCUGCGUGAUCGGGUUGUGUGCCCAAAGUAAGAGAUGAGCAACUUUAAUGCACCACUUCCCCCAACCACUUUAAUUUCUAGACAUCUGUUUACAGUUCUUGCACCUUUUCAUGAAGAGAGAAAGGCUAUCUGCUUUUGUUGCUGCCAGAGGAGUAGAGGGUGACGCUUAUCUCUCAUUUUGUUAUUGUUACACCUUGAUUAGUCUUGUACCAUACACACAGUUUUGUGUGUGUGGAAAUCAGUUCAGAGCACUACAUAACUUAACAUUUUUGCAUUGUCAUUAGCAAGCACGUUACAUAAAUGAAGAGUGUAUCUGAUCGGUGAGUGUGACAGCAAUAUUGAUGAGCUGUAAUGUUGCAAGCAGUGUCUGUACACACCAGUGACAUACCAAACUGUGCAUAAACCAUGACUAGCUCAGGGUUUAGGCAUGUUUUUGAAAUUGUUACCAGAAUAAAGUGUUUCAUCUAACAGA
Molecule: messenger RNA, 4289 nt
Organism: Protopterus annectens (West African lungfish)
Lineage: Eukaryota; Metazoa; Chordata; Ceratodontiformes; Protopteridae
Product: UV excision repair protein RAD23 homolog B-like
Exons: 9
Coding region: 189-1484 (431 amino acids)
Biological process (GO): proteasome-mediated ubiquitin-dependent protein catabolic process; nucleotide-excision repair
Cellular component (GO): cytosol; nucleoplasm
Molecular function (GO): proteasome binding; polyubiquitin modification-dependent protein binding; ubiquitin binding
Source: RefSeq, a predicted model, not a curated record